Molecule: messenger RNA, 1212 nt
Organism: Raphanus sativus (radish)
Lineage: Eukaryota; Viridiplantae; Streptophyta; Magnoliopsida; Brassicales; Brassicaceae
Product: protein SENSITIVITY TO RED LIGHT REDUCED 1
Exons: 2
Coding region: 232-1071 (279 amino acids)
Biological process (GO): microtubule-based process
Cellular component (GO): nucleus; cytoplasm
Source: RefSeq, a predicted model, not a curated record
UUCCAUUCCAUAUCUUCGCAUACGAGCGAGUCGCCGGUUUCGCAUCGCUUCAGGACUCAGGAGUCAGAACUCAUAAGCACCAAACUCAGCCCCAAUGUCUCACUGAGUCCACCCGGGGUGCUUCGUAUUCCAAGUUCUAUCUUGUUCCAUCGUCCUCUCGUAUUUUCGUUUCUAAUUGUAAUGCAAUCGUUGCAGAAACCCUAAUUUCGGAGGGUUGUGUAAAAAGUAGCAAUGGUUAAAAACGCAAUUAGUGAUGGUGAGUGGACAGUGGUCUUACCUAGUAAACGAAGACAUGGGAAAAUAAAACCUAAACCUAAGAUUCAGGAAGAAGAAGAAGAAGAAGAAGAAGAAGAAGAAGAGAAGCCGUGGAAGUCUGAUGAUCUUGAAGUUGAUCCCCAAAGGCAAGCAAGAGUAAAGCAGAAGAUGGAAAACUCUAUCAAGAAAGUCGAGAGCUCAAAAUUCUACGCAGCAUUCUUAGAAAAGCUCAAAUGCCCCGAGGUUUCGGACCAGUUUCGCCUGGUGUUAGGUGACGAAACACAGCUUCAGAUGGUUAUGUACGGUAUAGGAAGCAUCGAGUCUUACGAAUCUCCAAGGUUUCAGCUCAGCGUUGCAAUCUUGAUGAAGAGGGAGUUUGAAUGGGUUGGUAACAUUGAAGUGUUCGAUCCGGUCCUCUCGGUGACUGAAUCUAGUGUCUUGGAAUCUCUGGGGUGUACUGUUUUGUCUGUGAACGAGCAAGCUCGUAGGGAAGCUUUGAAGCCUACUCUUUUCUUCAUGCCGCACUGUGAGGCUAAUCUGUAUAGCAACCUGUUGCAAGCGAACUGGAGGAUGGAUCGGUUGCGCAGGAUUGCAUUGUUUGGGAACAGCUUUCAGAUGUAUGAGGAGCAGGUGACGUUUAAACCGAAUGUCAUCCGUGCUACCAAACGGAUCAUAGCUGCACGGGGAUUCACUAGUGAGUUUGCUAUUGAGACUGUAUCUGAUGAUUAUUUUCCAGCGUUCCAUGAUUCGAGCUGGCAUUUUUUCAGCCCCGGUUUAGAUUCGGAGCUGCCAUUGUUGGUUUCAGAGGGAUUAUAGAUCAUUGCUUUUUUGCACUUGUCAGGUCUUUGUGUUUGUCUAUCCUCUUCCUGCAUAAGUUUAACCAUUUGAAGUUGUUGACUUAUCAUUGGUUUAAUAUUUGCUUGAAACAAUGAAAUAUGUUAUCACAAAUUUUCAUAA